GUGCGAAUCCGAACAACAAUUCCCAUUGUCGACACAAUUUAGAAGAAUAUCUAAAAAGAUGUCUAAUGAGUCCUGUGUCAUAAAAAAGUCAAAAAUAGUUGGUUUGUGCAGCCGCAGAAAUCUAUUGAGGGUUUAUAAUCAGAGGAGGGAGUCUGGAACCGUCAACUCAUUCAUGCUCCAUUGGCGGCAAUGUCAUGUCGUGCGAAAAGUUUGGGUAUGAAUUUAGUUGGAUAAUCCCACUAUUGUGCUGUUUCCCCUUUUUAUAUGCCAAUGCUUCAACAAUUAAAGCAUCAAGGGAAAUAGAAAAUGUUCCUGCAUUUGUUGGAGGGGAUCUUAGAUAUUCCUGGCAAAUAAAUACCCAAAACCUUUCACGCAUAGUACUCUUACUGGACAAUGUUCAUGUAUUAAGCUCAAAAAAGGGAAACUUCCCAGGUACAAGCUGUGUAGUCCUCAUGAGCAAAAAAAUAUUAAAUCUGUGCAAAAACAAGAUCAAACCAAAUUCUUCUGUGAAGGAUGGGAAGUUCAAUCUUGUUAUUAACAGAAUCACUGAAAAGUACUUGGAUAAAAGCGUAUGGAAGCUCAUCCUGGAUUAUCCAAAAACACAAAAUCUAAGUUCAUCCAUUCGCAUCAUGUUAAAAGAAACCUCUGCUCCAACUCCAGGUUGUCCAACUGGAUCAUGUAAACCUUGCCCUCCAACUCCAGGUUGUCCAACUGGAUCAUGUAAACCUUGCCCUCCAAAUCCAGGUUGUCCUUCCAUUCCUUGCCCCACUCCUAGUUCUGACAAUG
Exaiptasia diaphana is the source of this 786-nucleotide messenger RNA. RefSeq lists its product as uncharacterized. NCBI's taxonomy places the organism in Eukaryota, Metazoa, Cnidaria, Anthozoa, Actiniaria, Aiptasiidae. The record is from RefSeq and is a predicted model, not a curated record.